Spirodela intermedia is the source of this 2803-nucleotide messenger RNA. Lineage: Eukaryota; Viridiplantae; Streptophyta; Magnoliopsida; Alismatales; Araceae. The record is from the annotation of a GenBank genome assembly.
AUGGCUGCAUCUGUGGAAUCUUCAGAUAAGACUCCUGAGUCAGGCCCAUCCACAAUAAAGCUCAAUGAACGAAUUAUUGCAUCCAUGUCGAGGAGGGCAGUUGCAGCGCAUCCCUGGCAUGAUCUUGAGAUAGGUAAUUGAUUUUAGUGCAGCUACUGCCACGUACCUCGUUGCUGCAUAACGUUGUUGACAUUUUUUCUUUCAUUCAAGUCAACAGUAAUAUUUUUUCUGAGCCUCCUUUUUGUGAUUGCAGGACCUGAAGCUCCUAUCAUUUUCAAUUGUGUAAGGUUGCUGAACUAUUAUUAUUUUUUAAAUAGGAACUGAAUUUCUAAUUUGAUAUAUAAUUGAAUUAUCUAGGAUUUUUCUUCUUCUUUUGAACAUUCAUCUUUGUGUCUGGUUUAGGUAGUACAAUGUCAUUUGUUUCUCAUAGAUGCUUUUCAUUUCUCAGAUAUUUUUCGAUAUUUUUCUGUAACAUCGCGAUUUUUGUUUCAGUGCCUAGUGCCGCUGAUAUUGAUGGUCAAUUUGUUUGUUUAAGAAUAGCACAACAUUUGAAGGGAUUUCGUGCGAAGGGACAGCUGUUGUAGCCUUUUUCUGAAAUUUCACUUGUGUUUUUAGAAUUCCAUGACAAAGACAUUCCACAGCAUUGAUUAACAGUAUACACCACACACUUAGAUUACACGUUUAAUGCGUCCAACUAAUUUUUAUUAAACCGAGAAGAAAAGUUUCUUCCUGCCAUCUCUAUAGCGUUGGUAGUUUCCUCUUUAUCAGUAUAAAUUACAACACGUUAAAAGGCUUUUCUUGAACGAAUUUCAUGCUUUGGAAAGGAGCAUUGGAAGGGUCUUAGCUCCUGAAUAUUCAAACAAUAAUAAUAAAAAAAGGAUUCCAUUGAGACAGUUAUUUCUAAAGGCACAAGUGAAAUUCUAAUCUUGUUCUCUCCAAUUUGCAUCUUUCACUGCCAUUCAUUGUAGGAUGUUGAAUAAAAUCUAUCCUUUGUCAGUACCAUGAAAGUUAUCUACACGUCCAUCAAUAAUUUGAAGUUUCGUCUAGGGCAACAAGUUUAUCAUGCUUUUUUAGGGUUUAUGUGUCUUCUCUUCUAACACUGCUCAACGUUCUCUUAUAAUGCAUGUAGUUCUCUGAAGGACAAAAAAAUUACAUGUCAUCUUAAAAUCUGGAAUCCCUCUUUUUUCUGUUUAAAAUUCUCUGUUCUCUGGUAGUAGUUAUAGGUGGCGAGCAUCAAACUUUUCAUAUUCUAGAUUUAAAAUAUUUUGGAAGUAAUGCAAAAAAAUCUAAACUUCAAUUUCCUCUGUCUCUCUCAUCUCGCCUUAUAUUUUAGUGUUAUUUCUGUCAAAUCGUAGAGGGCCCUUAGCUUGGGUUUCCCGGUACCAUACAUAUUCUCCCAUUAAAGUACCAUAACGUGGGUCAUUUUCUGCAGGUGGUGGAAAUAGGGAAGGGGAGUAAGGUGAAAUAUGAGCUUGACAAGAAAACGGGUCUCAUAAAGGUUGUUGUAAAAGUCAACUUUUUUCUCUCUUCUUGAAUGAUCUGAAAUCAUGAGAUCAUCGACUCUCUUUCUCGUGCAAGGCAGCCAUUGGGCUCAGUGCCCAUCAAAUACGCAAGCUUUCAGUCAGCUUUAUAUUUCUGUAGUUUUUUUUUUUUUUUCAUUUUGAUGUUAGAUGCUUGCCUUUUUAUUUUCAUGCACUGUCUGAUACCUCAUAUGGGUAGGUCUAUUUGCUGUCAAUCAAUAUACAUGUAGGCCACCAGACCUAUUUCCAAGUAACCGCCCAUCUUGUCCCAGUCUGGCUUUCUUGCUGUGGCCCAGCACCUGUCGGCCUUCAUCUCUUUGCGAUUAUUUCAUUCGCAUCAUAUCUCAAGAAACUUAACUAGUCUCUCUGCGUCACCCUUUAUAUGUGCAGGUAGACCGUGUACUCUACUCCUCAGUAGUGUACCCCCACAACUAUGGUUUCAUACCACGCACCAUCUGCGAGGACAGCGAUCCUAUGGACGUUCUGGUCAUCAUGCAGGUGCGUGUAGGAUUCUGGGUUCAAACUUAUCAUGAGGUUAAAAGAACAGGGUUUUAUACGUGAAAUGAGAAACUUGAGAGAACCACCCAGAUGAUCUUUCUGAAUUGAGGUCUGCUGAUAUUUAUUAAGAGUAAUUUAAUCCAUUAAACACCCAGAGAUCAGCUCAAACACGGUCGAAUGCAGGAACCUGUGCACCCAGGCUGCUUUCUCCGGGCAAAGGCCAUUGGCCUCAUGCCUAUGAUCGACCAGGUAUUGAAUCGAGUUGAAUCUGUCUGAUGGCUCCGGUGGUGGAACUCUGGAGGUUCUCAUGCUACUUAUGCUCGUUUGGGCAAAAAAAAAAACAGGGUGAAAAGGACGACAAAAUAAUAGCGGUCUGUGCGGACGAUCCCGAGUACCGGCACUACACUGACAUCAAGGAGCUCCCGCCCCACCGUUUGGCAGAGAUUCGCCGCUUCUUCGAGGACUGUAUCCUUCAUUAUUUUCUCUGUAGCUCUUCAUCAGACAGAGGAAGGAGAGAGAGAGAGGGAGAGAGAGAGAGAGAGAUGUCUCCUUGACCGAUGGAGAAUCAGACAAGAAGAACGAGAACAAGGAUGUUGCGGUGAACGACUUCCUGCCCUCAACGGACGCGUUCAGAGCCAUCAAACAUUCGAUGUAAGAUUCAUCCUUGAGCAGAGCCCGUGAUCCGUCCAACGUUCCGCCGGUUCUUCUCCGUAAGCUGACACCCGCUUUCUCUCUGUUGAAGGGAUCUCUACGCAAACUACAUCGUCGAGAGCCUGAGGAGGUAG